CCACUCUUUUAAGUCAGGCAAAGCAAAGCAGCUUGUAAACCCUCCUUCAUAUCAAACCUUCAACACUUCCUCCCUUCUCCUCUGCUACUCCUUGUAUCAAGAUGGUUGCUGGCUGUGUCACCCUUAAGCAGGAAGUCGCAGUCGGUAUUGAGAGGCUAUGGAAGGCGACUGCCUGUGACGACCACAACUUGCUACCCAAGGUCUUGCCUGACUUUUUUGUUAGUGCAGAGAUUGUCGAGGGGAAUGGCGGAGCCGGCACGAUAAGGAAAUUUAACUUCCGCCCAGCUGUCAAGGUAGCCAGCUUCAUCAAGGAUCAUCUGGAAGUGGUGGACCAUGAGAGCCACCUGGUGAAGUAUGCUGUCAUCGAAGGAGGCCUCAUCGGGCAGCGGCUCAAGUCGCAGAUGUUUGAGGUCAGAUACGAGGUGUCGGGCAAUGGUGGUUGCGUGGUGAAGACCAAGGUAGAGUAUGACACCCUCGACGACAAGCCUCUGAGUGAGCAGGAGCUGGAAGAGUUGAAGGGAUGGCUGGUGCAGGUGCUGAAGGCUAUGGAAGGCUACCUGCUUGCCAACCCCAGUGCAUAUGCCUGAAGUCUCUUGAGGCUCAAAUGGCGGCAAAUACUGUGAUUGCUGCUAUAUGAAGCUGUACGCUCCUUGUAUUUCUGAGUGCUUCCUUUAGGAGGUACCCUAGGUGGCUUGAAUAAUUUGAUGAUAAGGAGGUGAAGUAAUGGUGUGCGUCACCUUCUGUUGCUUUCCCUUUUUUUCCCCUUUAUUUUCAAGUAACAUAUCAUGUAACGUGUUACUUACGUAUAAAUGGAUGUUGUGAGCCUAGCGUUCUAUGCAUAAGUUUUCGUCGGUUCUUUUUUCUUU
Messenger RNA from Phoenix dactylifera (date palm), 866 nucleotides. Its product is annotated as pathogenesis-related protein 1-like. Gene Ontology annotation, cellular component: nucleus; cytoplasm. Gene Ontology annotation, molecular function: abscisic acid binding; signaling receptor activity; protein phosphatase inhibitor activity. NCBI's taxonomy places the organism in Eukaryota, Viridiplantae, Streptophyta, Magnoliopsida, Arecales, Arecaceae. The record is from RefSeq and is a predicted model, not a curated record. Gene Ontology annotation, biological process: abscisic acid-activated signaling pathway; defense response.